AUGCCCACGCUGACGUCACCAAGCUCAACUACCACGUCCACUUGUCGCUCGAGAAUGUCCCACUGCAAGGCUGGGGCGAGGAGCUCGUCUCGCGCAUCAUCGGCGACGAUUGCGCCCUUCACUACUUGGACGAUUCCAUGCUACAGAAGCUGGACGCCUCGGCGGUCUAAGCUAUGGGCGUGGUUCUCAGACCCUGCACUCAUACCUCGGGUGCACUGCCUCAAGAUGAUCAACAAGCCCCUGACCAGGGGCGCACACCCGGGCUCCGACCUGAUGGGUCGCACGGGGAUCAGCUCAUGUCUCUCCCGUUGCAUGACUAGUGUUUCCGACCAGUGUGCCUUCUCCAAGGGGAUCGCCUACCACUCCCCCAGCUGCAACGUCUCCUCUCCUGAGGACCCAAACUUCCUCACCCAGGCACCCUCCGGUGAACCACACAAGGACCUUGGCGGGCAUGACCCUUACGGACGCAGACGGGGGAUUCACUCUACGCCGCUCCAGCGCCAGGCUCAAGGGCAAGGGCAAGAUGGGGAUGAUGCCGAUGACAAAGCUGACUGAGAAGCUACCCUGUCGACGCUUGGGGAUCGUCAACGAGGGCGACCAAAUCACCGAGGAGGGCCAUCGCCAAGUUCGCUGCUCUCUUCCACGGUCGGUCGCCAGCGAUUGCCGUGGACGCCCUCACGACUUUGUUCCGCCUAGACUGCGAUCUGGCACUGGCUGUGGAGGAUGCUCUGCUCGCGCACGGCGGUGGAGGAGCGUUGGACCACUCGUUGGCGGCCGCUGCUGGAGGGGCGUCCAGCCUCGUCGCCUGAUGCCUCUGUAGGCCCACAAAGUUUGUGUGCAACGAGUUCCAAUGUUAGCAAACUUGCAUGUUAUUGGCAUGUGUCGGCCCAGGAUGCUUAGGCUGUAGUUUUAAUUUUGCUACUUUGUUGUAUGAUGUCAUGGAGAUAGAGAACUGCUACCGGUUUGGUUGUAUGCAGCUAUCACUUCCUCUGCCCAAGUUAUGUUAUGUCU
Molecule: messenger RNA, 1011 nt
Organism: Hordeum vulgare subsp. vulgare (domesticated barley)
Lineage: Eukaryota; Viridiplantae; Streptophyta; Magnoliopsida; Poales; Poaceae
Exons: 2
Coding region: 1-555 (184 amino acids)
Source: RefSeq, a predicted model, not a curated record